This is a messenger RNA of Paramisgurnus dabryanus, 652 nucleotides long. It is a transcript of the gene saa, whose product is annotated as serum amyloid A. Gene Ontology annotation, cellular component: extracellular region. NCBI's taxonomy places the organism in Eukaryota, Metazoa, Chordata, Actinopteri, Cypriniformes, Cobitidae. The record is from RefSeq and is a predicted model, not a curated record.
CAUCUUUGGUGUACCUGAUAGAAACAGGAGAGGUGAGACUAACUAACCAUAGUUUGCAAACAUGAAGCUUAUUCUUGCUGCGCUGGCGUUGGUUUUGGUGGUCGAGGUUCGUGCACAAUGGCAUCGUUACCCAGGACAAGCCAUCGGAGGUGCAAAGGACAUGUGGCGUGCCUACAGGGAUAUGAGGGAGGCCAACUGGAAGAAUUCAGACAAGUAUUUUCAUGCACGUGGGAACUAUGAUGCUGCAAAAAGAGGCCCGGGAGGCAGAUGGGCAGCGAAAGUCAUCAGUGAUGGAAGAGAAGCAAUACAGGGUGCCAUUGGUCGAGGAGCCCAAGAUUCAGCAGCUGACCAAGAGGCCAAUCGAUGGGGGAGAAAUGGCGGAAACCCAAACCGUUACAGACCUAAAGGACUUCCACAACGGUACUGACCUAAAAACAUGACCAUCAACAUAACAGAAGACAGCUUUGACCUUAACCAUCAGUGAUGCUUUAAUAACUUUUCUUUGUUUUUACCACCAAUAUUAAGAUGCACAUGAGAAACAUAUAUUUGUUAUAUUUGUUAUUUGUAUUAUUUCAUUUAAUUACAUAUUAAAACUUUUAGAUGAUUGUAUUGUUGCAUGUCUGUCAAUAAAACAAAAUGUAACCAAAUCAAA